Molecule: messenger RNA, 540 nt
Organism: Drosophila kikkawai
Lineage: Eukaryota; Metazoa; Arthropoda; Insecta; Diptera; Drosophilidae
Source: RefSeq, a predicted model, not a curated record
AUGUUUACCCAAAGCAGUCGUUUAGUUGAGCUCAUUGUUUUUCUGUACUUAAUAAACCAAAUUGUAUCUAAGGUGGAGUUUACCAACAUAAAAUGCACUUCGCUGGACACGGACUUCACCGACAUUGACUAUUGUUUUUUAAAAUCUGUGAAUCGUAGCUACAAAUACCUUUCUCUAAAGAUUAAGCUUUUCAAGACGCCCAUUACCAAAGUUAAAGUUAAUGUUGAGUUGAUGAAGCGAUACAGUGGCUAUAAGCCCUUUCUGUACAACGUUACUGUGGACGCAUGCCAGUUUCUGAAGAAUACAAAAUCGAACCCAAUCGCAUUCUACUUGCAUGGAUUCUUCAGGGAAUUUUCCAACAUGAACCACACCUGCCCCUUUGACCACGAUCUUAUAGUUGAAAAACUGUCCGUUGAUCGUAUUAACCGACAUGUAACAGAAGUUUUGCCCUUUCCCACUGGCGAUUACCUUUUUCGCUCAAACUGGAUAGCUUAUGAUAUUAAUAGAGCUAAAGUCGAUGUAUAUUUUACACUUUCUUGA